CUGGCCACACCUGGUCUUGCUCUCUAUUCACGCGACUAACAACUUCACUAUGGCACUUAACUGUACAGUCAUACACAAAGAACUGCAGAAGUACUAUUUGUCACCAUCGUAUGCCAUUGAGUUCUGCGUUGGUUUCCCCGGCAACCUUUUGGUUGUACUUGGCUACAUAUUCUGUUUGCCACACUGGCAGAGCUACAAUAUUUACCUCUUCAACCUGGCAAUGUCUGACCUUGUUUUCCUGUGCACGCUGCCACGCCUUUCCUACCUUUAUGCAAAUGGUCAAAAAGAAACUCAUUCAUAUGCUUGCAUUAUAAACCGCUAUGUUCUACACGUGAACCUUUACUCAUCCAUCCUCUUCAUGGUUUGGCUUUGCAUGGAUCGUUUCCUGCUCAUUAAACAUCCCAUGCGAGACCACUUCCUUCAGAAGCCUCAAACAGCGCUGAUUGUGACGGGACUGAGCUGGAUGGCUGUCAAUGUAGAAGUGGCUCCAAUGAUAUCGCUCAUGUUUCAGGACCUACAGCAUGGAAAUUGGAGUUUCUGCAGAGAUUUUGCCAGUCUAAAAGGAAGUGUCAAUGCAUUAGGAUACAGCCUGGGUCUGACCUUCACAGGUUAUAUUGCUCCUCUGCUUGCACUAUGUGGUUUUACCUACCAAAUUGCACAUCUGCUCCAUGUCCAGGAAAGGGCUCUACAGAACAGGGCAAAACCCUACAAAAGGCCUCUGAGGGUAGUUGCAUCAGCAGCCGCCAUGUUUCUGUGUCUUUACACUCCUUACCAUAUCCUGAGAAAUAUCAAGAUAGCUUCUCGGGACAACUGGCCAGGACUGGACCUGUGUACAGGGAAGUACUACAUAGAGGGUCUGUACAUCUUGACUCGACCACUGGCUUUUUUGCACAGCGUCAUCAACCCCGUCUUCUAUUUUGUCAUGGGGGACAAGUUCAGAGAUAUCCUGUUUACAAAGCUCAGAAUGCUGGUCAGAAAGACAGAAUAGCAAAGACAACCAGACUGACCAAGUUCAACACCAGAUCCCAGCUCAUCAUAGCAAGUCCACACAUGUGACACAGCUGUCUUACAUUUUGUAUUUUGGUAAAAAAAAAAUAGUUUGCCUUGGUUUUCAUGUGUAUGAAUGUGGAUUAUUUUUGUUUAUUUAGGCUGAUUUAAACA
Messenger RNA from Solea senegalensis (Senegalese sole), 1161 nucleotides. Its product is annotated as succinate receptor 1-like. The record is from RefSeq and is a predicted model, not a curated record. The transcript has 2 exons. Gene Ontology annotation, molecular function: G protein-coupled receptor activity. Lineage: Eukaryota; Metazoa; Chordata; Actinopteri; Pleuronectiformes; Soleidae. Bases 50 to 988 code for a protein of 312 amino acids. Gene Ontology annotation, biological process: G protein-coupled receptor signaling pathway. Gene Ontology annotation, cellular component: plasma membrane.